Molecule: messenger RNA, 2380 nt
Organism: Ceraceosorus guamensis
Lineage: Eukaryota; Fungi; Basidiomycota; Exobasidiomycetes; Ceraceosorales; Ceraceosoraceae
Exons: 1
Coding region: 247-1980 (577 amino acids)
Source: RefSeq, a predicted model, not a curated record
CUUGAAGUGUGGCGCAGAUUGUGUCAUUGUUCGCAAUGCGUCCAACUUGCCCUCGAUCAAUCUUUGGCGUCACGCAGUCACGAGUGCCAAUAGUUCCCGACCAACAGAGCUGCCGGUCAGCCGUCUCCUGAGCGGAUUCUGCCUUUCAUUCUGCCUCGUCAAGGCUCCUCAAAACGAACCAUCUAAGCAUCUUUUAGACGGUCCUCCACAGAUCUGCUGGCCAGUCCUCUGUUGAGCCUCGAAAAGAUGUUGUUCCCUCAGCUUUUCGUCGUUUUUCUUUGCGUCACAUGGGCCUUUGCAGGCAAUUCACCUACUCCGUCUCUUCAGCGUCGCGGUCUCUCGGGAAGCUCAGUCUCCGCAGCGCUCGAGGAAUUAGCUGGGACGAGACGAGUCGCGCAGGCUGCUGAGAGAUCGAGUCCCAGCACGGCACGACUCGGCUCUUCUGGUCAUCCAACGGGUCACGGCUCCGCGCCGACGAGUCCGCAAUUUGGUCACGAAUUCAACGAGCACGACCAGCAUUUGCUUUCUUCAUUCCUUCAUAGUCCUCAGCGGAGUGGCAGUCAUGUCGCCAGCCACACUCCGCCAUCAUCACCACUACAACAACUCACUGCAGAAGACCAGGAGUUUCUUCGCUCGGUCCUUCAUCCCGAAAGUCCCAGUUCGAGCCAACGCGGAACUAGUGGGAAAGGCGACCGCCAUGACACGAGCACCUCUGCCAAUUCUGCCCACAGUGAACCUUCCGUCUCGACGAGCCUGACCCCAGAAAGCUCGACGGCACUUCUUGAACAUCAUUGGUCUGAGGAGGAUGCAAAUCUCAUACAUUCUCUUUUACACGAUUCUCCACGAAGCCCGAGCCCGGCGCGCGCCAACGCUAAAACGCAGCCUGCAAGCGGGCGUGCUGAACCGUCGACCACGCGAAGCAUUUUGAGGGAGGUCCCCAAAGGAUUGCCCCGCGGCAAGCUCGACAAGUCUAACCCGUCAUAUUGGACGCUUCCGAAGGAUCGUACAGUUAGCAUAAGUACAGCUUACAACCGUCUGAAAGAAGGUCGUGCACUGCGCAUGUCCGAAGACGUGUUGCGACCAUGGCAAGAAUUGGUCAACGAGUCGCGAGUCCCUAAUCCCAAGCGCAGACGACCCGAAGAUAUGACGAACAUUCCACCCGGCCAAUAUAGCCGCUAUGCUUUGUCGACCUUGCUGGCAGAGAAGCCCAGGGUAUCAGAGGCCAAUCUGCCUGCGAUCGAACGAAUAAUUGCGCAAAAGGCAACGAAGGAGGGCUUCGAAGAGGUUCCACAGACUUUGAAAGAAUGGCAGGCGGCGAGGGAAAAGAUGGGGGUUCCCAAGAGGGCUCCACAAAGGAAGUAUGUGGAGGGGCCUCCUGCGCUUCACACUCUCCUUGCACGCAAAAAGCAAUUGCAAGCCGCGGGACAAGACGUUUCUGACAUUGAUGCGCAGAUUCUCGCUACGGCGAAGAAAUACGAUCCCGACGCAACCUUGCCUACAAGCGCGAACAAGUUUUUUGUAGGCUUGCGCAACAAACAGAUCUUCGGAAGGCCCUCCAAAGCUGCCAAGCUUCCUCCGCUCGUCAAACCCCAAGUGAUGAGGCAAAAACCAAGCGAGGAGGUCGAGCAGCUCGCAAGGCAGCCGAUGCAAACCCUCUACAAGCAAAGAGCCGCCGCCAAGCAACAGCAGCAGGAUACGAGUGUCAUCGAGGCUGCCUUGGUGCGCAAAGCAAAUUUGGAAGGACUGGCAGAAGCGCCCGCUGAUAUCGAAACUUACUACGCGUGGAAGAGGAAGGUGCGGCAGCAUAUCCGACCAGUCGACUACUCAAAGCGUUCAGUAUUGAAACUUUACACCGAUAGGGACGUGCUGAGGGCUACUGGCAGGGAUACGACAGCUGUAGAUGCGGCGAUCAAGAAGCUGACUGAGGGAAAGAGCAGUGGUAGCGGGGCUCCCAGUGUCGGCCCAAGUUCAGCACCGUGAGGCAGGAAAGCCUGCGCUUGCAUUCAGGAGCAACAGCAUGUGUUGGAACGUUGGACAAAUAGAAGGCUAGGGGGAUAAUAGGCCACUGAGAUGGAGUGCGAAAUUGUCGAGAUUGCACAUGCGACCCGCCGUCAAGUCUAAGGAUCAAGCAACUGAACUUGAGUCUCAAGCACACGAAGAUCAAGCAUCUGCCCUUCGUAGCCUCUUCCUUCUGCGGUUGGCCGGCAUCGCUCCUGAAGUGGAUAGACCAGUCCUUAUUUUAAAUGGUACUGUCUCGAAACUUGGUCUACUCGGCUGCAGGUCCCAAAGCAUCCACAAAGUCCAAUUAGCGUGGGCAGCACACAAGCACGCAUCAAGCACAGUCACCCGUGCGUCAAGCCAAGAGCAAGUGUAUUACGCC